Acanthaster planci (crown-of-thorns starfish) is the source of this 3045-nucleotide messenger RNA. RefSeq lists its product as uncharacterized. The record is from RefSeq and is a predicted model, not a curated record. NCBI's taxonomy places the organism in Eukaryota, Metazoa, Echinodermata, Asteroidea, Valvatida, Acanthasteridae.
UGUACAUGUACAUGUACAUAUACACACACUCACGAGGCCGCCUACGUGUGCAUGUACGCGCAGAUACUGGGACGGUUCAGACUAUUGUGAGGUUACAUUUGUGGAUUGGUGGCUAGUCUUGAGGAAUCGUGUGAUCGAGAAACUACUGUUCAGCAAAGCUUUCUUCGUUUGACCGUGAAGAGAUUUCCUGAAAAGGCAUCAUGCAAUAUUCAACGAAAAAAUGUAUCCUGACCUACUCGGGUGCCAUCAUGUUUGCCUUCGGCUUUGGAAUUAUGUUGGAUGGAAUAUUUUAUAGGACAACAGGAGCGACUAGUGGUGCCGUUUUAAAUUCUGCAGGAAAUGCCGUGGUGAAAUCCGUACCGCAUUGGUGUGGCUUGUUGCUCAUUCUAUUAGGUGCUAGGAACUUCACCUUUGGUAUCGCUCAGUGGAAAUAUGGCGUGAACUGCUGUGGUGGCGGUGCAUGUGAGGUGCUCUUCGUCAACUUGAUGGCUUUGAUCGUCUCGCUUGCUGCUGUGGGUUUGGCCAUUUUGGGCUCGUGGGAUGUGCUCAAUAAUGCUUCAGCUUCGUCCAUUGGAAGCGUCCCUGAUUUUACUUACCUAAUCAGCAUCUGGUUCAUGAGUUUGAUGUGCGCCAUUUUGGCUUUGAUGUCGAUGUGUGCCGGCUGUCUGCCUGUUGGAGAACCACAAGAGGAGGAAGAGAUUGAAAUGCAGCAGUACGGCCAUGAUAACCCCCAGUUCAGCAAGUACUAGAGAUUGUUGAGGACUACUAAGCAUCUUUAAUUGAUAGGCUACCACUGCUGUCGAAGUUGCAAAAUGAUCACUAUGUAUUGUUACACCCUAAACAUUAUGCACAUUAUCAUCGAGGUAGAUUUUUAGUAUCUUCAGGUUAAGACAUUACAAUUGUUACUCUGACAUGUUUCUCUAAAAGAUUUUUUCCCUCCUUCUGAAGCGAAGAUGAUGUUUUACGAAGAGAAAAAAGUUGAAUAACGAUUAUGCCGAAUAAAGCAGAACUUUGUUUGAAAUGUUAGAGCCAAGUUUUAAAAUCGUUUUAGCUACUGAGGAAAGUUUUGUACAUGUACAGCAAGUUUGCUCACUAUACAUGCACAUAAUUUUCAUUUGGGUUUAUCAUAAAUAAAAAUGUAUUCAAAUUGAAUUAUUAUGAGUGAUACAAUGGUACUCUGUAUAUAUCGUUUCCAAACUGCAUUUAAAUAUCUUUUUAAUCAUUUCAUAUUAGUUGCGGUACUCAUCACUAUGUAUAUGUUCAUUUGUGAAGGGAAUAGUUUUACUUUUCUUCGGUGAAUAGUUUGUUUCUGAUGUUUUUAUCUUCAACAAAAAUGCUUUUCGAUUCGAAAGUACUGGGUUCAUUGUGUUUGAUUACGAUGUUGGUAGAUACUUUCUCUUUAUUUUUAUUGGAUAUUGGUUUGUAUACUAGUGAUUUAUAUUUAUCGUGUAGCAUUUCAAAUGGUUUUAAAAUUCACAACCAAACAAUUUGUGAAUGGUAUCCUUUCUCUGACCAUCACAAACGACACAGAAUCAGCAAGGGGAGAUUCAACAGGGAGCUCGAUCUUUUGUCCAAACUAAAACACGAUGUUCUCGUUUAGUCAAAGCUGAAUAAUAAUGUGAAUAAUGUUUUUGUGUUGGAGACAGCGCAUACGAUACUGACUGAGCCACAACCUUCUCAAAUGUUUCUUUGAUUUCUUCAAACUACAGUCUGGUUUCAGUCUUCGAAACUAUUUUUUGCUGAAUCGAUUGAUUCAGCUGAUCAAUUGAUCACACCAGCGACCAUUAAGAAAUCGAUUUUUGGAACAUUCGCAAAAACUCUUGGAAACAGCAGAUCAAAGAGAUACCCAUGAUUACAUUUGGGCGAUUUGUGCGUACGUGUACUUCAUAAUUUCGUAAUUCCUCUUGACGAUCCUUUACGGGUCACAUUGCCUUAAUUUCUGCCAAUAUGCGAAUUGCUACAAAGUUUCUUCAUCGGUUAUGGCUUAGUACUUUUAAGGUUUGUUUUAUCUUAAUUUCGAACUUGUCUUACAAAGGGAAACGAUAACUUAAUACUUAUGUAAUGUAUACACGCGAGAAAUGCUUCGUACUUGUUUCCUUUAGCUUUAUUGAUUUUUAAAUUAACUGUAAGCGAAUACACUUCGUAUAUACUUCAGGGUCCUUAAGAGUUCAAAUUUCAUCGCUGAUGAUUUUAUUUCAUAAUUUCAGUUCAUGUUGAUAAAAAGUUAAUUGCUUUCAAAACUGUAUGUUUUGCUAAUGGUCUCUUGAAAUAUUGGUGAUUGUUAAAAAAGCCUAGCUUGUCAAAGUCAGAGCUUUUUUUGUGCACAAGUUCUAGAAUGUCAUCUACACAGUUACACACAGCCUGUAAACCUUUGUAAAUUAUGCAUCUGAAUUGAUCAUGAAACAGUUCUACGUUCUAACGCACUUUAUAAUAUUACCUUUUUGUCAAUGUACAAGGCAUAAGCAUCAAUGUAUUUUUGGAAAGAAUAUUUAAUUUUGAACUUAUGUUUCCAAAUGCAUCGACGUGUGAGCAUAGUUAUUAACUUGUGGAGAGCGUACAUCGUUUGUAUCCACUGAGGGUAUUGAUAUUUAAUAUUAGUGACAAGGAGUCUACUUGUGUGUAUUAUGGAGGAAAAUAGAGACCUGUCCUUACAGUAAAGAGAUCAGUGGAGGCGCUCUGUUCAUUUAAUUACAACGCUGAACGAAAUUUCUAAACUUAAAAGGAAGAUAUUUUUUGGAAUCCUUGGAAACUUCUUAAAUGACCUCACGGAUUAAUGUAUUUGACUAGUGAGACUCGCGGAAAAAAUACAAGUGUUGACACUGACGGUUCUCUUUUGUCGCAUUGCGAUCAAAGAGCCCUGAUAAAAAAUAAACGGAAACACUCGAUGUUUAGACAGAUUCCAAGAACAAACAUCUGCUACUAUCCGAACACCAUUUGUAACAAUUCCACUGUAGUUUUCAUCAACUUGAUGUAUUUAGGCCAAUAUAUAUGUGUGUAUCAGUAUUGUUAAGUCACUAAUUAAAAUUUCCUUUAAUAAUUAACAAA